Molecule: messenger RNA, 669 nt
Organism: Sciurus carolinensis (gray squirrel)
Lineage: Eukaryota; Metazoa; Chordata; Mammalia; Rodentia; Sciuridae
Exons: 1
Coding region: 1-669 (222 amino acids)
Source: RefSeq, a predicted model, not a curated record
AUGGAAGAUACAUCCUACAGCAGCAACUUCGCCCACAAAGGCGGCUGCAUUUCCAAAGACAAAUCAAAUCCGAACUUCUUUGGAGGCUAUCCCACCUUUGAGGACAGUACCUCCUCUGAAGAUUCGACUACUGAGGAUUCUUUCUGCUCCUUGCUCACUCCUGUACAAGAGCCAUGGGUGACUGAAAGUGGAAGGAUGCCCGUGGGGAAACGAGAACAAAUUCAUGACAACUCAGAGCAGCUCUGUGAACUACCCAUCGUCCGGGUCCUGGACGUUUAUCUGGGCUCCCCCUAUGAAGACUCACCAGCUACAGUGGAUCUCCAUGGAGACAACCAGGCAGUGGACAAGAACCCACAAGGGAGGAGAAACCAGAGUGUCUGGAAACUGGAAGGUCUAAUGAGAUACCUUAAUGCCUAUCGAGAGAAUCUGAGAGAUGAUGAAGACGACGACACUGUGUGCUCUGAUUCUUCUCUGGAUGAGGAUUUCCAGUCAUCCACCAGUGCCUCUGUCUACAUGGAUCAGGAGAGUAGUCAAGAACAAGAGGAUGAGUGGGUCUUUUCCAAGUGGAGACCAUCACAAAAUGAAGAUAUCAUCCCAUUUCCAGAAAUUUCACCCAGGAGAAGGCAAGAUGAACUUCUUGAGGUGAGCAGGGAGCUGCUCAAUUUCUGA